AUGGUUAAUAUAUUCAAUAACAAUGAUAAUAAUAGUGUAUCGAAUAAGACGUCUUCAUCAAAAAAUUCAGAUGUUUCCAAAACUCCAGAUUCUAGUAGUCCAGAAUUGAGACCACUAUCAAGAAAUAGAAAUAGAUCAAUUUCAAUAACCAAAUUCCUUUUCAAUAGAGAUAAUAAUGAUAGCAGUGAUAAAUCAAUUGAUGUAACAGAUAAUAAACAUUUACAUAAUUCAAAUGAUCAAACAAAUAAUUCUAUUAAUAAUGGGAAUGGCCUAACUAAAUUCAGAAGUAUGUUUCGGCUACCUUCAUCAUCUAUUUCUUCAUCUGAUGAUAAACUAGCUACUCCAAGUAGACUAAGAUCCUCUUCAAGUCCUCUACAACCAUCAGAAAAGGACAAUAGACAUAAAAAAUCAGAGAGCAUACCUGAAACUAGGAAUAAUAACUUACAAAUCCCUAAAAUAGUCACCAACGAAACAGAAUCUCGUGAUAUUACAGAAUCAACGAGUCCUGUAAUAAAUCAGAAUCCAUAUUUUCAACACCAAGGCUUUCCACCACAUUUUACAUCAAAUCAACCACCCCAACCAAAAUAUUUGGAUGUAAAUAAAUCUCAACUUUUAGUAUCUUUACGACAUAAUGAUUCCAUGUACUCAUUAAAUGAUAGUGGAAUACUAAAACCUCCACAAAUUCAUUCCCAUCAAAUAUCAUCAGGAGAAGAAUCAGAAGAAUUUGAAGAAAUAGUGAAACCAGUUCCACCAAAAACACCAACAAAAAAACAAACAAUUGCUAUCCCAGAUAUCACAGCAGAAGAUCUUUUAUCAAAACCAGCAAAUCAAGAUGCUGAAUUGACUCCUCCUCCAUCACCUUUCCAAAGAGCUCUUCGAAGAGUUGCUUCUGCUCCUUUAGUUCAUAAAUUAAUGAAUGAAAAACAACCAAAUGAUCAUCAUGAAAAAAUUGAGAAACCUUUUGAUUUGAAUGAACAUAUUGGGGAAGUUACAAUUACUACACGACCAAGAACUUUAACUCAAGAUAGAACUUAUUCUCAUUCAGCAACUAAAAAAGUUGAAGUACAAGUUGGACCAGAUAGUUUUGAAAAAAUUAGAUUAUUAGGUAAAGGAGAUGUUGGUAAAGUUUAUCUUGUUAGAGAAAAACAAUCAAAUAAAUUAUAUGCAAUGAAAAUAUUAAGUAAAAAAGAAAUGAUUGAAAGAAAUAAAAUUAAAAGAGCAUUAGCUGAACAAGAAAUUUUAGCAACUUCAAAUCAUCCAUUUAUUGUAACUUUAUAUCAUUCUUUCCAAUCAAAAGAAUAUUUAUAUCUUUGUAUGGAAUAUUGUAUGGGAGGUGAAUUUUUUCGAGCUUUACAAACUAGAGAAACUAAAACAAUAUCUGAAAAUGAUGCAAAAUUUUAUGCAGCUGAAGUAACUGCAGCUUUAGAAUAUUUACAUUUAAUGGGAUUUAUAUAUCGAGAUUUAAAACCAGAAAAUAUUUUAUUACAUCAAUCAGGUCAUAUUAUGUUGAGUGAUUUUGAUUUAUCAAAACAAAGUGAAAGAUCAAAAAAUCCAGAAAUUUCUUUUAAUAAAAAUGGUAUGCAUUUACCUUCAGGUGGUCAUUCACCAAGACAUGGUCCAACUAUAGAUACAAAAGCAUGUAUUGAUGGAUUUAGAACAAAUUCAUUUGUUGGAACUGAAGAAUAUAUUGCUCCCGAAGUUAUUAGAGGUAAAGGUCACACAAGUGCUGUUGAUUGGUGGACAUUGGGAAUAUUCAUAUUUGAGAUGUUAUUUGGUAUAACUCCAUUUAAAGGUCAUGAUAGGAAAAAGACAUUUGCAAACGUAUUAAAAAAGGAAAUAAAAUUUCCUGAUAUUCAAGUAAUUUCAUCAAAUUGUAAAAGUUUAAUUAAAAAAUUACUAAUAAAAGAAGAAGAAAAAAGAUUAGGUUCUAAAACUGGUGCAUCUGAAAUUAAAAAUCAUUCAUUUUUCAAAAACACUCAAUGGGCUUUAUUACGUCAUCAAAAACCUCCAAUGGUUCCAGUACUUACAAAAACUUCAUCAUCAUCAUCAUCAAAAAAACAUCAUCAAAAUGAACCAACUUCUCCUAUUACGACUAGAACAAAUACAACAGAAACUCAAGAUACAAAAACCCUGGAUAAACCACUUGAUAAAUUUGAUGAAAAAGGAGAUAUAGUUUCAUCAAAAGAAAUUGAAAUUAUAAAAGAUCCAAAUGAUCCUUUUUCAAAAUUUAAUUCUGUUACUUUAAGAUAUGGAGAUGAUACAAAUUUGAGUAUAUAUAAUCCUAAAAGAAGUUCUUAUACAACUGUUACUUAUAUAAAUAAAUAA
This is a messenger RNA of Lodderomyces pseudojiufengensis, 2325 nucleotides long. Its product is annotated as serine/threonine protein kinase. Bases 1 to 2325 code for a protein of 774 amino acids. The transcript has a single exon. Gene Ontology annotation, biological process: protein phosphorylation. Gene Ontology annotation, cellular component: plasma membrane; cytoplasm; nucleus. Gene Ontology annotation, molecular function: protein serine/threonine kinase activity; ATP binding. Lineage: Eukaryota; Fungi; Ascomycota; Pichiomycetes; Serinales; Debaryomycetaceae. The record is from RefSeq and is a predicted model, not a curated record.